GAGCCACAUCAACAAAAAAGUACGAAAAUUUAUGGGAGUAUACGAGGAAUGCUCCCGGUCCCGGAGGAGCGGCAUGAACGACGCCGAUGUUCUCCGGCUUGCCACGACCCGGUAUCAAGACGACGGGAACCAAGGCAAGGUGCCCAUCGAUCUUUGGGGGAUUUUGAGUCGUUCCCCGAAGUGGCAACAACUCAACAAUCCCGACGGCGUAUCAUUCCGGAAAAGAUCCACCGUCGACGCCGAGGUUGAGGUCGACGAGACCAUCGGUUCUACCGAUCAAAUCCCUUCCUUCAACGUUGCGGUUUCCGAUGACGAGGACCCCAUUCCACGGCCGAUCGGAAGAAAGAAGGCAAAAUCCAUUGCCUCUGGUUCGGGAGGGUCCGCCUCUAUUUCUGCUUCUCCCCGCGACGAAAUCGGCCGGGCAAUGGUUGAACAACUUCGGGCGUUCAAUCUCCAAGAACAAGAGAGGAUGAAGCUUAAAGAGAAGAAGUUGAAGCUAAAGAAGCAGGAGGCCGAGAUAAAAGUCAUGCAAACCGACCCCGCAACGUUGUCGGAGUUUGGCGAAUUAUCUACGAGCAAAGAAUGAGAGAGAUCAAGGAGAAAUAUAAUUUUCCUUAGUUUUUUUAUUAAUGUAUCUUUUUUUUAAAUUAUUGUCGCUUUUUUUAUUUAAUUAAUGUGUUUUUUAUUAUUCGUGUUUCAAUUUAAUUAAAUAAAAAAUUAAUUACAUUUUAUUAAUUUAAUUUUAGAAGAUGUAUAUUUAAAAAUGUAAAAAAUGAAGGUUUGAAGCCCAG
This is a messenger RNA of Cuscuta campestris, 791 nucleotides long. The record is from the annotation of a GenBank genome assembly. Lineage: Eukaryota; Viridiplantae; Streptophyta; Magnoliopsida; Solanales; Convolvulaceae.